Molecule: messenger RNA, 2238 nt
Organism: Styela clava
Lineage: Eukaryota; Metazoa; Chordata; Ascidiacea; Stolidobranchia; Styelidae
Source: RefSeq, a predicted model, not a curated record
GUAGACGUGGCAAGAUAUUGAUAAAAAUGUGCGGUGCUUUUCGGUACUUGAUGUAAGAAAAUCUGAUGCUAUAUCCAAUUUGACAUUUAAUUAGAUCAACAACUUGUACUCGAAUACUCAGAUGGCUCGCGGUUAUUUUAAAAGGGAUAUCAGACUGUUUGUUGGAUGUCUAAGUCUCAUCCUAUUUGUAGAAUUGAUUGCAAAUUUCUAUUUCCGAAGCGCGCUUACAACAAUUGAACGGCGAUUUGAACUUUCUUCAACGGCCGUGGCUUUACUGUCAUCUGUAUAUCAGAUUGGAAAUCUUUUUGUAAUGGUCUUUGUGUGCUACUAUGGAAGCAAAUCACACAGGCCUAGAGUCAUUGCAAUUGGAACAACGCUGAUUGCUGUUGGUUACUUGAUAUCAUGUAUUUCCCAGUUUAUAGGAGAUCGAUAUAAAUAUGUUGAUAACGAUAACCAUACUACGACUGGUGAUCAAUUGUGUAAAAGCUCUCUUCAUAAAACAGACUUCAACAUUUCUUCUUGCAAUGUCGAUGUAAACAAUAAAUUGGAAAAUAAGUUAUAUAUUUUUGUGCUCAUUGGCAUAAUCCUGAGUGGAAUAGGUGCUGCUCCCCUUCAACCACUCGGAAUGUCCUACAUUGACGAUUUUUCCAGUCCGCAUAGAGUACCGAUCUAUAUAGGUGUUGUGUUGACGGUUGCGUUGAUUGGACCAGCCGUUGGAUAUAUGCUUGGUGCUGUAUUUUUGCAGAUAUGGGUUGACAGCGGAUGGGUAAACACAGAUGAUUUUACUAUUUCAUCUCAGCAUGUAAACUGGGUCGGUGCGUGGUGGCUUGGAUUUUUAUUCUGUGGAAUUUUAAUGGCAUUCGCAACCAUUCCCAUGUGUUUAUUUUCAAGAAGAAUGAAAAUUAGGUACAAAAAUAAAAUAUUUUUGAGACAUUCAGAGAAUCACCCAAGUGAUGUUUCGGUAGAGAAGGUUGGUGCACCAACGGCCACAGCAGAAGGAUUGAUUGCCGCCAUCAAGAGACUCAUGACAAAUUUUGAAUAUCUUGGUAUGUUGUCCAUGUUGGUUUUUUCUGCGUUUUAUAUAACCGGAAUUAUCAACUAUUUUCCAAAGUUUUUAGAAGUUCAACUGGGAGCAUCUCCCUCAAAAGCCGAUAUGUCUUACGGUGCCAUCGGAAUACCAUGCAUAGCUGUUGGGACAAUGCUUGGUAGUUACAUUAUGAAGCGGCACAAUCCAAAUAAAAUUGGAAUGGUAAAACUCGCUGCUGCUUCGCAUUUUUGCACAACUUUACUCACAUUACCAAUGUUAUUCAUGGGAUGCAAAACAAUUGACAUUGCUGGCGUUACAGUACCUUACUCAGAUAGCACAUGCAGCUCCAGUUGUCACUGCGAUGCAAACAUAUUUUCACCCAUUUGCGGAUCGGAUGGCUAUACCUAUCUCUCUCCAUGUCAUGCUGGAUGCAAAAAUACAUUUCAAUUAGAUGGACAGAUUCAAAAUUACACAGAAUGUAGUUGCAUUAAUUUUGAUGAUUCAAAUAUGAACAGUUUGCUACAUGGUUCGUCUCUGGGUAGUUGUAAAACAAGCAACUGUUCGGAUCUACUUAUUAUCGUAUUGGCGAUACAAGCGUUAGCAAGUGUUACGAGUGGGUUGUCGGCUCCAGCCACGUACGUAUUUCUGAUGAGAAUCGUGAAUACUGGAGAUAAAGCUCUCGGAAUAGGAACUGCAUUUAUAGUUGUUAGACUGUUGGCGUGGAUUCCAGGUCCUAUAUUUUAUGGGAAAUUAAUUGACUCAUCUUGUUUGUAUUGGACCUUCAGCAAAUGCAGUCAAACCGGAUAUUGCGGGAUCUAUGACUGCGAUGCAUACAGGACAAGAUAUUUCGGCGUCGUGGUAUUUGCAAGCUUUGCAUCAUGGAUUUGCUCAUUAUGCAUCUACGUUCUUGUGAAACACAAAUCUUCGAAACAUAAUAAGACGAAAAUAGAGUUCGAAAAAGAUUCAUUCAAAAUAGUCGAAGAAGUGACUCUAAAUACUCCCGAUUGUACAGUGCAAUCACAAACUAGUCAACUUUUAAGAAUUGAAUCGGGCAAAAUUAUUGAUAGAUCUGAUACAGAACAUGAAGAUCAUCUCCCAAAUGCUAAAGAAAUAAAUGUGACUGAAGAUACAGAAGUCUGAUACAAAAACUUUUCUACCACUGAUUGGUCAUAUUUGCAAUUUCCGAACAGGAGAGUUUACAGAAACUUCGA